AUGGGCCAUCAUAAACAGCGCUUGCAGAGCUUCAACGACGCGCCAACUCCUGAAAAACUCUCCACUGUCAUCAGAGUUGCCUGGGAAUCAAGUGAUGCUGAUUUCAGCGAACGGCUGAUUUCAUCCAUUGCCAUCCGCCUGCAAGAGUGUAAGAACAAUAAAUAUAACGUGACAAAAUAUGAAGGAGUCAUUGGUUCCCGAGGAGCUGCAGUUGCGAGGAACGCUGUUACGCGAGAUCCGGCGACACUGGCAUGUAGCUUGGUUCCCCCUCUCCCAGUCCCCCACUCUGGCGAGCUGUCUGCGACGCUCAGCCUUGGCUUGGCAUCCGAUGGAGAUGGAGCUCCCACUCACUUCUCCCGCCAGAGAGAGGAUGUCACUGGAGCCGAUGUUACCGCGGCGGAGAUCCAAGGACUGACGCCUGGUACAGUUUACGAGUUCCUAAUCCAAUCACACAACGCUCAGGGAAGGUCUAACUACACCUCUUCAAGUGCUCAGAUUCCAGUGCCAGGAGUUGUAAAAGAAGUUGCCAGCAGCAGCAGCAGCAGCAACAACAGUCAGCCGGGUGUUCCUCUCCUGACAAUGUUCCUUACGUCUCUGACUGGCGCAGCCUUGCUGGUUCUGAAUAUCAGCAUCAUCGUCUGCUUCGUAAAGCGCUUCGUUCUGAAGAGGAACACUUCAGCUGUUUCUGAAGCUUAUGGGCCUGUUUGGACACCUGGCUCGGACCUUGAGACCGGAAGAACUGGAAGUAUAGACUCUAUAUCAUCUCAAGUGCAUUAUCAAUUCAUUAGUCAGUCUCCAAUGGGUGAAGAAGAAAGAAGAUUCUCCUCAACAACUCACAGUCUCAUGACAGAACUAUCAGAGUAUCAGAAACAGGAAGAAACUCCUCUAACAACAAUACCAACUUCUGAUUACUUCAUCAGCACAGCCAGUCCUCUUAGUAAUUACAGAAGUGACUUGAUCAAUGAAGGAUUGAAUUUAGCAGCACGAAAAUCCCAGUCUUCAAAAUCUCUGACCAAUUUUAAUGAAUUCAUGACACCAGGAGAAUCACAACAUGGUCUAGAUGACAACAUUUUUAGAAGGAUGAAGGUAAGGGUUCAGUCUCCAGACAUCCCUGAUGUGUGCCCCAAAAGCCCCACAUUAUGCCCUUCAUUGACUCGUCUGCAGAGUUGUGAAAGGAUAGUGAGUCAACUUGAUGAUAAUGAAGACAGAAUCUCUUUGUCGUCAAAUCAUAGUGACUCCUCUUACAAAGGCAUUCAGGGACAAGGUCAUAUACCAUGGUCAGCACACAUUCAGCAACAACAGAAAGAGGAACAGAAACGUGAGCAUUUGCAGCAUUUACAACAGCAACGACAAAUGUCCACAGCAACACUGCCCUCAACUAGAUCAUCAACGGCAAUCCACAGAAAAUACGCUGGAUCAUCAUCAAAUCAUUCAUCAGUGGUCUGA
Messenger RNA from Macrobrachium nipponense, 1446 nucleotides. RefSeq lists its product as uncharacterized. The transcript has 7 exons. NCBI's taxonomy places the organism in Eukaryota, Metazoa, Arthropoda, Malacostraca, Decapoda, Palaemonidae. The record is from RefSeq and is a predicted model, not a curated record. The coding region runs from base 1 to 1446 and encodes 481 amino acids. Gene Ontology annotation, molecular function: protein binding.